AUGCAUUGCCAGAAGAUUGCUACAGAAUAUUACCAGAGCAUGCAUGCCUUGAUAUUUGCAGUGGAGGAGAUAAAUGGAGAUCAUGAACUCCUUCCUAACAUUACAUUGGGUUUCCAGAUUUUUGACAAAUGUACUACCCUAAGGAGGUCAGCAAAAGGAGUUCUUUUGAUGCUCUCAGGUGGAAAAAAAAUGACCCCAAAUUAUCACUGUUACAGAGAGGCACCUCUUGCUGGUAUUGUUGGUGAUUCUGGUUCCACGCAUUCCAUUCUUAUGGCUGAAAUAUUGGGACUGUACAGAUAUCCACAGAUCAGUUAUUUGUCAACCAGCCCUGUUCUAAGUGAUCGGAACCGGUUUCCCUCUUUCUUCCGUACCAUCCCUAGUGAUGAAGUUCAAAUGAGAGGUCUAGCUCAGCUGGUGUCUUAUUUUGAUUGGUCUUGGGUUGGCUUCUUAGCUGAUGAUGAUGACUAUGGACAAUUUGGACUGCAGAUGGCAAAACAGGAAAUAAUUCGCACUGGAGCUUGUGUUGCUUUUUCUGAGAAUAUCUUGAUUGGUCAACCUAACAGAAAUGCCCCACAGCUUGCCAAGGUUAUAAGAGAGUCAUCUGCAAAAGUUGUGGUUGUGAUAGCUUCUGAUCAUAACUUUGUGAUUCUUGUGGAAGAGUUAUUGAAGGAGAAUGUGACAGAUAAAAUCUGGGUUGCCAGUGAAGGUUGGGUGACAUCUGCUCUACUCUCUGAAGAAAAGUUCCAAGUGGUUUUGGUGGGCACCAUUGGUUUUGCCAUUCAUGGUGCAAAAAUGCCAGAAUUUACUAAAUAUUUCCAAAGACUUCAUCCAUUAAAAGAUUUUCAUGACCCAUUCAUAGAAGAAUUUUGGGAGCAAACAUUCUCAUGUACAUUACUCAAUCAAAACAAUUUAUUUCAACUAAACAGCAAUUCUACAAUCCAGGCAUGUACAAGAAAUGAAAAGCUUGAAAGUCUGUUAACUGAAAACUAUCAUAGAAUUCCUUUAAAUGUAUACACGGCUGUUUACUCAAUUGCAUGGGCCCUACAAGGUUUGCUUAAUUGUGUUCAAAGAACUGAACCAUUUCAUUAUGGUGGCUGCUCCAGCAUCAUUUCAUUUCAUCCUUGGCAACUUCUUUAUUACAUUCAGAAUCUAAACGUUAAGACUAGACUUGGGAACCAAAUUGUUUUUGAUGACAAAGGGAACCCUCCAGCCAUCUAUGAUAUUGUAAACUGGCAUGUGAGUACCAAUGGCACUUUGGAACAGGUUGUUGUUGGAAGUUAUGACUUGAGUGCCUCUGAUGGAAAUACCUUGAAAAUAAACUCUCCUGAUAUUACUUGGAUCGACAGCAAAACUCAGGUUCCUGUUUCCAAGUGCAGCCCAAGCUGUCCAUCUGGAUUCAGACAGAUGAUAGUACCUGGAAAACCAUCCUGUUGCUAUGAGUGUGCCCGGUGUCCCCAGGGACAGAUUUCAAACCGAACAGGGUUCAUUGGUUACCCUCAACCUGAAAAUUGUCUUCUGCGCCAAAUGGCAUUUGGGUUGGCUUUUGCCUUCUGCAUCUCCUGUGUUCUGGCCAAAACUAUCACAGUUAUCAUUGCAUUUAAUGCAACUAAGCCUGGAAGCAGAUUAAAACAGUGGAUAGGGUUGAAGGUGUCCUAUUGUGUCAUUGUGUUUUGUGUAUUUAAUCAGUUUUGUAUGUGUGUUAUGUGGCUGAUCUUCUCUCCUCCCUUUCCUGAACUUGACACUAACACCAAACCAGGAAUUAUUAUUGUUUACUGCAAUGAAGGGUCAACCCCUGCUUUCUGGUGCAUGCUGGGAUACCUUGGCCUAUUGGCAACCAUCAGUUUCAUUGUUGCCUUCUUGGCCAGACGUCUCCCUGACAGUUUUAAUGAAGCCAAAUUUAUCACAUUCAGUAUGUUGGCUUUCCUCAGUGUCUGGGUGUCCUUUAUCCCAGCCUAUCUCAGUGCACGGGGCAUGUAUACUGUAGCAAUGGAGGUGUUUGCCAUUCUGUCUUCCACGUGGGCUGUGGUGAUCUGCAUCUUUAUGCCAAAAAUGUUUAUGGUAUUGUUCAGACCCCACCUGAAUUCCAGAGAACAUAUUAUAAGAAAUUAA
Messenger RNA from Xenopus laevis (African clawed frog), 2109 nucleotides. RefSeq names its product extracellular calcium-sensing receptor-like. The transcript has 6 exons. Lineage: Eukaryota; Metazoa; Chordata; Amphibia; Anura; Pipidae. The record is from RefSeq and is a predicted model, not a curated record. The coding region runs from base 1 to 2109 and encodes 702 amino acids.